UAUCAUUAACCAUGUAUGGUGUUCAAGCUCUUGGUUUUGGCCUUCCCCUCUUCACCGGAGCUGCAGUUCUUUUCAAAUGGAAGGAAUUUGAACAUCCCAUGAAGCGUUCUUAUGCUAGAAAAACUAUGUGGUUCCAAGUACUUGACUCCAUCACGAAGUCCCUUUCGUUGGUAGCAUUUGUACUCUCUCUAAGACUCUUUCAGAAGAUUUGGAAAGCUCGUCUCAGACUACCUGCUAAUAAGCCUCUAAAUGUGAAUCAAAAUCCUAGUGAUAAACCAGUUUUUCUUUCUUCCUGGACUAUUCACACGGUGGGGUUUCUAGCUCUUCUCAUCAUUCACAACAAAAAGACAGAAGAUGGGGUCGGGAUCAGAAAUAACCAUAAGCCUCCCGAGUGGGUGGCUGACCUGGGUGAGUACAUGGGUCUUGUUCAGGACUUCUUUUUGCUUCCUCAAAUCAUCGGUAAUAUCAUAUGGAAGGCCCAGGUUAAACCCUUGAGGAAAGUUUAUUACAUCGGGUUCACAGCUCUGAGGUUGCUUCUCCGGGCCUAUGAUUAUGUAAGGGAUCCUGUCAUCGGAUUCUACAUCCAUCAAAGCGAUUUCAACCAAAGCUCAGAGUUCUUCUCAAAGUCUGAAGGCAUUGUGAUAAUGGCAAUUCUUGUUGUUCUUGCUAUCACAGUUGGGGUCCAACAGAGGUGGAACUUCAACAAGCCUAAUAAUCAGUUUGCAGUGUACAUCUAGCUCUCUGUAUGAUCAUGUGAUUCAUCUUUUUAGCUACACCAUCAUAUUGUGGGGUACCUGUUGAGAGUUAUGCCUUAGUAUCUGCUGAAAGAAAGGCUGCAAACAUCAACCACAUGCAAUUGAAGUUAGCGAGAUUACUAGAGUACUGAUGCAAUUUUUAUGUUUCUGUUUUGUUGAUGCUAUUUUAUUGUUUUUGUUUUUAAGUCAAAUUCUGAUGCUAUUUUGUAGGAGGUAGUUGUUUGUUCAACAAGUAGCUUAAUUUGCUGUUUUUUUAGGUCAUAUUUGUUACAAUAUCGUGUAUAAAUUUUUCCU
Messenger RNA from Vitis vinifera (wine grape), 1049 nucleotides. RefSeq lists its product as uncharacterized. Bases 12 to 737 code for a protein of 241 amino acids. NCBI's taxonomy places the organism in Eukaryota, Viridiplantae, Streptophyta, Magnoliopsida, Vitales, Vitaceae. The transcript has 2 exons. The record is from RefSeq and is a predicted model, not a curated record. Gene Ontology annotation, cellular component: intracellular membrane-bounded organelle.